This is a messenger RNA of Microdochium trichocladiopsis, 1587 nucleotides long. Its product is annotated as tRNA-guanine(15) transglycosylase-like protein. Bases 1 to 1587 code for a protein of 528 amino acids. The record is from RefSeq and is a predicted model, not a curated record. NCBI's taxonomy places the organism in Eukaryota, Fungi, Ascomycota, Sordariomycetes, Xylariales, Microdochiaceae. The transcript has 2 exons. Gene Ontology annotation, molecular function: tRNA-guanosine(34) queuine transglycosylase activity.
AUGCUGUUCGAAAUACUCAAGAACGUUAAGCUCGACCACGGCGCCGCACGGGUUGGCCGGCUGGCCCUGCCCCGCCAGCGCGCGAGAUUGCCCAUCGACACGCCCAACUUCAUCGCCAUCACCUCGCGCGGGUCCGUGCCUCACAUGACGCCCGAUGUCGUUACGAGGCAUACACAGCUGGCAGGGGCCUACAUGGCUCUCGAGGACUUCGUUGAGCUGUCACAAAAGCGCAAGUCUCCAGCGCUCUACAAAGCCUCGGCCGUACUAAACGGUGGCUUGAACCAGACUUCAUCACCGCCAUCAGAAACCGAUACCAGCAGCACCAGCACCAGCAGCAAGGGAGCACUGCACUUUUACACCGCCACCCCGCCAUCACAGACGAUUGUCCUCGCCGCGCGGCGGCACCCGGCCGUCACGGCGCCGAUGGGCAACGGCGUCGACUACGUCUCGCUCUUCACGUCUACGGGAUUCCAGAAGCUCAAGGUCGACGAUUACUGCGACGCGGUCGCCGACGUGCGGCCUGAUGUCGCGGUGCCGCUGGCCGACCUGACGUACGGAUAUGCCGAGGCGGGGAAUCGCUUGGCGAACCCGAAACGGCAGCUACGCAUGGUGGAGAGGACGGAGGACUGGGUGGCCAACUUCUUUGCGCGGUGCACCGGUGGUGCUGGUGGUGGUGCAGCAGGAGCGGGCAAAAAGGUGCUCGACAACACGGCCGUGUUUGCGCCCACACUGCCGGUGCCGUACUCGAUGCAGUGGGAUUACCUGAACCGGCUCAGCCAGGACCACCGCGAGCACAUAUCAGGUCUUGCGAUAUACGACGCGGAUAUCCUCGCCGACCUGGGCGAUUAUCCCGCUCUCACGCCACUGCCGAGGAUGUCGAUGGACUUCUUCAUGUCACCGCAUAACAUACUGAGACAGGUCCAGCUGGGCAUGGAUUUGUUCACUGUGCCGUUCAUCAACACUGCUUCUGACGCGGGAAUUGCCAUGACUUUUCAAUUCUUGCCGCCAGCAGGAGACAACACGGGCACGGGCGUCAUGCCACUUGGCAUAGAUAUGUGGUCCGAGACGCAUAGAGUGGCUGUGAAGCCGCUGCUCGAAGGGUGCACUUGCUACGUCUGCACGAAGCACCACAGGGCAUUCUUGCAACAUCUGCUCAACGCAAAGGAGAUGCUCGGCUGGACGCUGCUGCAGAUCCACAACCAUCACAUCGUGAGCCAGUUCUUUGCAGACAUACGGAAAGUGCUUAGCGAAGAGUCGCCGGAGACUUUCGACGACUACUGCAGACAGUUCCAACUGAGAUAUGAUAGCGAGCUGCCCAAGGGCACUGGCGAGCGACCAAGGGCUCGGGGUUACCAUUUCAAGGCCGAGGCAGGCCAGGCAAAGAUAAACAAGCCUGCCUGGGAGAAAUUUGAAGCUUCAGACUCACAGCUCAAUGCGGGCUUGGAACGGGUCUCGGCAAAGGGACAGGUCGGGUCCGUGGCUACUGGCGCUGCUCUUGAGGGGACAGAAACACCAGUCGUGCCAGAAGGGACCGCUAGCGAAUUGGUUGAGAAAGGCUUUGCGGAAGUAGAUUCCGGAAAAACAUAG